Penicillium brevicompactum is the source of this 2166-nucleotide messenger RNA. Its product is annotated as fungal specific transcription factor domain-containing protein. The transcript is spliced from 5 exons. The record is from RefSeq and is a predicted model, not a curated record. Gene Ontology annotation, molecular function: DNA binding; zinc ion binding. Lineage: Eukaryota; Fungi; Ascomycota; Eurotiomycetes; Eurotiales; Aspergillaceae. Gene Ontology annotation, biological process: DNA-templated transcription. Bases 1 to 2166 code for a protein of 721 amino acids.
AUGCAAACCGCACAGCCGCCAUUCCCCACGUUAAUCCUCGCAUUUAAAGCAUGGAGAUCCUGCGAGGCAAUGACUGAGCCUAGCACCAAGAUACACAAGGGUCGGCAAAAGCGGCCACGCGUACCCGAUGAGUUACGCAAGAGGGCGGCGAAAGCGCUGAAACCUCACAUUCACGAAAGCAGUGCGGCCUCCCAGAUCCAGCCUGCCAAAGAAUUCCAAAUGCAAAGGAUCAUCAAGCACUUUUUGGGCAAUGUCUCUUUUGAAACCAACAACCUGCAGGAAAUUGCAGACAAACUCACACGAGAUGACGAUCAAGAAAAGCUGGACAGCGAUCCAAGUGAACCCCACGUCGAUACGCCGACGGAUGACUAUUCCAUAGAUACUCUUUCAACCAGCACGAUGCAUUACUCUGGGGAGCUAUCUCAUUGGAACUUCUCAAGGAUGCUCGAGCGACGAUUGCGAAGCCUCGGGGAUCAGGCUGGACAACGUAAGGGAGUUGAUCCCACCGAAGGAUUCUUCCGAGCCACUGCUUUGCAAUCAUCUGGUUCAUGCAUAACCCUUGCGAAAACCUAUUUUCCUCCCAAACCAAUCGCCGAAUUCUUAACAAAUGCCUUCUUGAAAUUCAGCGAGACGAACUACUUCUACUUCCAUGAAGCAACAUUUCGAGAAAAGUUGGACUUUUACUACGCCAACGACGUAUCACUUUCGAUCAAUGAUGCCGGUUGGAUAUGCACUCUACUCAUGACUUUUGCCAUUGGUACACAGUUCGCACACAUGCACGCGAAAUCGACAAACUCCAGUGAUGCCUCUUUUGAGGCAAUACCCGAUGAUAAAAUAGGGCUGGAACUCUACCGAUAUUCGUGCCGACUCAUCCCCGAUCUCAUCACGGUUGCAAGUGUGGAAACUGUCCAGGCGUUUCUACUUCUAGGAGUCUAUACAUUCCCAAUCGACACCGCGGGGCUAGCCUACGUAUACUACGGACUGGCAAUCAAGAUGGCGAUACAGAACGGUAUGCAUCGCAGAUUAGUAGAAGGUAAUAUACCCGCCGAGAUCAUCGAGGUGCGAAAUCGUCUUUGGUGGUCUGCACACGCCCUUGAAAGUCGAAUCGGAAUUCUCCACGGACGCCCAGUUUCUGUAUCGCCUUCUGAUAUCGAUGCUCCUAUGCCAGUCGAUCUGCCGACUCUGCGACCAAAAGACCAAUACACCAACCUUCCCAACUUCACGGCCGCCAUAGUAUUGACUAAUCACCUGGAAAAGGCCUCAGAAGUGAUGAAGUCUCUCCGGCAUUUUCAAAAGCCAAACAAGAAGAAAUACCUGAGACAGCUCGCCGCCAUAAGAAGCCGACUGAGCUCAUGGUGGGAAAGUCUCCCUACCAAGAUUCACUGUCGAGAUCUUGACCCAGAUGGCAAAUUCUUUCGCUGCAACGUCCACCUUGAAAUUUAUUAUACCACGACUUUAAUUUUCAUGGGCCGACCUUUCAUCAUAUCGCAAGGCACAGCUGGAUCAUCAAACGCAGAUCCUGGCCCUGAAUCGCCAACCCAUGAAGUACCAGACAUAGUCAACAUACUCCGCCGCGAUUCAUUUCACGCAGCAAUCAGAGUAAUCGAGCUUUGUCAACUUUUACAUGACUCUGUGGGACUUGCUCGGGUCUCAUACACCGAAUUCAACGGGUGCCGAGUUGCCUUGCUAGCCUUGAUUGCCCAUAGCAUGAACGAACCAACACUCAAAAUUGCCAGUACCUUGACACAGGGAAUGGGCCUCAUCCGCCAGAUCUGCACUGGGCUUGAAUCAGCGCGAUCCGAAGUUGCUGUAAUCGAAGCCCUCGAGCGUGCGAGACAACGACUCCAUGACCAUACGGCAGCGGAGGAGAGUGGUGCAACCGAAGAUGUGACUGGUUACGACCAAUUCAAGGAAUGGGCUAAAUUAUGGCGAGGGGAUCUGCUGGAGGAUAGCGAGCCUUUCUCAUUGGAUAAUGGGGACGUCCAAUUUGAGCAACAGCCGCAUGAUACUGUCCCCUCUUUUGAUGGAUUUCUUUCGUCUUUCCCGAACGAGCUGGGUGAGUUUGCAGCCAUUCCGGGCCUGAGCUACGACCUAUCAUUGGCUCAUGAUUGGUUCAGUGAUCUGCCUAAUGAGGGCUCGGAAUGGAUCAUAGACCAGUCACUGUGA